AUGACCCACGUUUCACGAGACUCAGAGGAAUCGGACAAGGAUGAUUUGCUAGCUCUACUCCAAGCUCAUGGCCAAAACUUCCUAUCUUCAUUUAGGACUCUACCAGAGUCGACAAACGAACGAAAACGGAAGCGUCGAAAACUCGACACUGUUGUACUUGAGGAAACUGUUGAAGAGGACAACUCCGACAAUGAAUGGACGGGAUUCGACUCAUCAGGGUCUGAACACUCGGAAUCUGGAGCCUCUGGCUCCGACCAUUCCGAGAGUGCGGGUGAUGAGGAAUUAGAUGAUGUUCAAGAUGACGACUUCCGAAGUGACCACCCCGCUCAAAAGGAGCCCGAAGUCGUAGUAUUUUCCUCUCCAUCUCAGUCGGAAAGUACGAGAGUGUCUAAGUCCUUAGCAAAAUCAUUUAUGUCUUCAAAAGUAUCUAAACUACGCCAAGAAAUAACAAAUCCUGGUGUUGACAACUCACGGAAUGAUGACAAUGAAGACGAAGAUGAAAGAACGAACUUACAAAACGAUGCACUACUCCACAAACUCGUGCACACGAAACUUCUCUCAGGUUCACUAAACUCCGAACUCAAUCUCACCCCAGCACAACGAAGAAGAGCACUAGAGGGCCGCGUUCUCGAACUCGCUGCCGGAGCAAAACUCGGCAAGGGUGAAGUGGCUGUGAAACAGGAGGAGCGGAGCAAAGCUAGUAAGAAGGUUCGGAUGGGUUUGGAACGAAAAGUUGAGGAAAGGAGACAAAAGGCUGUAGAGGAGGCGAAAGAAUUGGGAAACUACCACCCCAGUAUCAAGCGCCUAUACGAUGCCAACGCCGACAAGAAGCCAGACCGUAAGAAAAGAGACCGUGGUCUCAAGCUAGGCGUAGGCAAAUUUGCUGGUGGAGUCCUUAAACUCAGGAAGAGCGAUAUUGCUUCUGUGCAAGGUGACUCUAGACCAUCAAGAGGCGGGUUUAGAGGCGGUAGAAGGGGUUCUGGUAGAAAUUGA
Molecule: messenger RNA, 993 nt
Organism: Fomitiporia mediterranea MF3/22
Lineage: Eukaryota; Fungi; Basidiomycota; Agaricomycetes; Hymenochaetales; Hymenochaetaceae
Exons: 5
Coding region: 1-993 (330 amino acids)
Biological process (GO): maturation of SSU-rRNA from tricistronic rRNA transcript (SSU-rRNA, 5.8S rRNA, LSU-rRNA)
Cellular component (GO): nucleolus
Source: RefSeq, a predicted model, not a curated record